GUAGACCACCUUUUCCUCCACUUCCAGCCCCAAGCGCAUCAAGAUGUCCACGUCCGGCUCCAGCUCCAUCGCCUCGUGCAGCUCCACCGUCCUGAGUGCGCUGCUGACGGACCAGUACAUCGAUCAGUGCCAGACCGACUCGGGCUACUCGUUCACGGAGGCGUCCAUCCCGACGCAGGACGUGAUCGACCUCAUGUGCGCGUCCAGCGCCUGCCGCAGCCUGUUGGCCGACGCCGAGGCCAUGGACCUGAGCGAGUGCAUCCUGCCCGUGGGCGACCACAUCCGGCUGUUGGCCGACCUGAUCGACUACGUGCCGGCCCGCUGCCCCUCGGCCACGGGCAGCGCCGCCGCCGGCUCCACGACUACGGAGAGCACGGUCAUUGCCGGCUCCACGUCGGGCAACGACACCGCCAGCUCCAGCGACACGGUGACGGCGCCGACGGCGACCAGCUCCUCGACCCCCACGGCCUCGUCGGACGAGACGUCCACCACCACGACCACCUCGGCGUCGCAGGAGACGGCGUCGUCCACGGCCGCGUCCGCGUCGGCUGCGGCCUCUGCGUCGUCGUCGGGCUCGAGCGCGGCGUCGCCUGUGGGCCGCGCGAUGGGCGUGCUCUCGAUCGCGGCCAUGAGCGUCGUGCUCGCCCUCAUGUAGACGAACAAGUUAUAAGGGGGCGGACGUUGAGUAUCACUGCAUCUGAUCUGAUGACAUCAAUACACGAAUACCUCAUUCGUUUUUGGACAAGU
This is a messenger RNA of Phytophthora sojae, 747 nucleotides long. RefSeq names its product elicitin (gene SOL2A). Gene Ontology annotation, cellular component: extracellular region. The record is from RefSeq and is a predicted model, not a curated record. The transcript has a single exon. NCBI's taxonomy places the organism in Eukaryota, Oomycota, Peronosporomycetes, Peronosporales, Peronosporaceae. The coding region runs from base 44 to 655 and encodes 203 amino acids.